This is a messenger RNA of Nerophis ophidion (straightnose pipefish), 6840 nucleotides long. It is a transcript of the gene socs6a, whose product is annotated as suppressor of cytokine signaling 6. The coding region runs from base 392 to 1990 and encodes 532 amino acids. The transcript is spliced from 3 exons. Gene Ontology annotation, biological process: regulation of growth; intracellular signal transduction; protein ubiquitination. Gene Ontology annotation, molecular function: 1-phosphatidylinositol-3-kinase regulator activity. Lineage: Eukaryota; Metazoa; Chordata; Actinopteri; Syngnathiformes; Syngnathidae. Gene Ontology annotation, cellular component: phosphatidylinositol 3-kinase complex. The record is from RefSeq and is a predicted model, not a curated record.
CUGCCUGCCAGCCUCAGCAGCUCAACAGGCAACAAAGGAAGAGGCCGUGAGCUCCUCAAGUGUGCUAACCUAUUGUCACUCACAAAGGUGUCAACUUAUUCGGGAGUGUGUCGGACUAGCUUCACCUUUUAAACAAGUACCGACCCUGAAGAUGUAAACGCGGACGCUUUCCCUGUUCCCUCGAAGGCAGAACAACGGCAAGGUGGUGUAAGUGGAACUUGACCCCUCCAGGCAAGUCUAGUCACCAUUUUCCUGCUCAUAAUGGGUUUAGGUGCUCCACUGUAUGCAUGACUUUUGUGCGACCUGAUGGGAGGAUACUGUGGAUAGUACUUUCAUCAGGGAACAAGGAGAAACAUCUCAUGCCCCCGCUUUGGAGGAGGGCGCCAUCAGAAUGAAGAAGAUAAGCCUUAAGACCAUUCGGAAGUCCCUGAGCAUAAAGGGCAAAGAGGAGGGCGACUUUGUCAUGCUCCAACAGCCCGCAGUGACCACAGACUUCUCUAAGGACGAGUCACUUUUUGGUGGCUGCUACACCAAAGACUUAUCGGUUUCCAAGCUGGGUGGCGAGGAGGACAAAUGUGUCCAGAGUAAAAACCGCUCAAAGAGCGAGACCCUGAUGGGAUCACUGAAGAGAAGGUUAUCUGCAAAACAGAAAGUAAAGGGCAAAGCUGGGUCCUCCAACACAGGGUCAGCGGACGAUGAGGACACCUUCUCCUCCUCAUCUGUGCCCAUUAGCUUCAACGAGGUGAAAGCCCAGAGACCGCUGAGAUCUGCAUCGUUAAGGAGUCACCACUACAGCCCCUCACCAUGGCCUCUUCGGCCAGUCAACUCUGAUGACGGCUGUAUUAAGAUGGAGGUCAAAGUUAAAGCCAUGGUUCACUCUCCAAGCCCUAGCCCCAACUUAAAUGGACUCCGAAAGGAAUUCAGCAAUUUUCAGAUGGAUGCGCUCUUUCAGGACCAAGCCGAAUCCUUGAAACAGUCCCAAAAUGGUGAGCUGCAUUUAAAUAUUGAUAAUGACGUGCCUGUGGUGAUGGGGUUGACGCCCCAAGACUACAUCCAGUACACACUGCCUUUAGAUGAGGGAAUGUACCCAGAAGGGUCUCACUCCUUCUGUCUGGACAGCUCCUCUCCUAUGGAGAUGGUGGCUGAGGCAGAAAUUGGGUCCCCUCUGGUGGACCAGGGACACGAGGAACAUGAAAUGGUGGGCUCUUUGCCUCCAGAUCUUUUUAUGGAAACCUCAGUUAAUAGUCUUCUUAUCGGUUCUGCUCGCUUAAUGCUCCAAAGCUCAAGAGGAGAGGUCCCGCCUCCUCUCUCUCCCCUUUUGCCUCCCAUGACCAGUAAUGGGCAUAUCCCCAGGACUUUUUCAGGCUUCAGCUCUUCAGACAGUCAAGUUGCUGAGAGAGUUAGACAGCACCUCAACUUUGACCCGAAUUCAGCUCCUGGGGUCAGCCGAGUGUACGAUUCUGUCCAAAGCAGCGGGCCCAUGGUGGUGACCAGCCUGACAGAGGAGCUGAAGAAGUUAGCGAGGCAGGGCUGGUACUGGGGCCCUAUCACACGCUGGGAGGCAGAGGAAAAACUAAUAAAUUUAGCCGAUGGCUCGUUUUUGGUCAGAGACAGUUCGGACGACAGGUACUUGCUCAGCCUGAGUUUCAGGUCCCAGGGCAAAACGCUUCACACCCGCAUCGAACACUCUAAUGGACGCUUUAGCUUUUAUGAGCAGCCGGACGUGGAGGGACACACGUCUAUUGUGGACCUAAUUGAACAUUCUAUAAAAGACUCUGAGAAUGGUGCUUUUUGUUACUCAAGGUCUCGCUUACCAGGGUCUGCAACCUACCCUGUCAGACUAACUAACCCUGUAUCUCGUUUUAUGCAAGUGCGCUCCCUUCAGUACCUUUGUCGCUUUGUCAUUAGACAAUACACAAGGAUAGACUUGAUUCAGAAACUGCCCUUACCCAACAAGAUGAAAGAUUACCUGCAGGAGAAGCACUACUGAGGGCACACAGAAGUUCUGGCAGUUUUGCACUUUUGUGUUCAGUUAAGCGUCCACAAGGUUUACAGACAAGUAACAAUUUGAGAUAAUUGGUUCUACAUGGAGGCUCUGGUCUAGAGGUCAACACAACACAACACAAACCAUCACAAGUUGCCCAAUGAAGCGCUGACGUUAGCCAUCUAUUACAUGGGAGUAUUAGGAGAGAAAACAAUCAUUUUCACGAUUAUAGAUUGAAGUAUAGGUUGUAUUCACCUGGUGUUGCGUCCGGCUCAUUAACUAUGCGAGGCUCAAAGUGGUGGGUCAGCAAGCGUCUGUUGUCAUAGCAUUCUGGGUAGCAUUUUGCCUUUCUCGAAGAAUAAUGCCCUAAACUUGUUAUUUUCGGCUGUUGGAACUACAUAAAUCGUGAAAAGAAUAAAAAUGUCUUCAGAUUUAUUGAGAGGUAAUCAAGAAGGGCGAAAUAUGUCAAGAUUUUACGAUGAGAAAAGUGGCAUGCAAUACAGUCCUGAGGGAGAAGAGACAAGAAACACACAAGUUUGCAGUAAUCACUUUGUAAAGGUUUGUUUGAUAUACUUUAACGUUUAGUAUUUCCCAUUUAAUUAUCCUCUUGAUAUUAUUUAUAUUUUAUCUUAUUUUAGAGUUUUAAAAGCGCAUUUUUGCUACAAUUGUUUCGUAAACCAACUCGAUGAGUCUAAAUAAGAGAGAAAUCAAAUGUGAGCAAAACCUAAAAUUGUUAAGCUUUUAACAAAAGCAGCAUUGUAAAUCAAGCUUUCAGCACAUACACAACAUUGAGAUCUAUAGUUUAAGUUUGACAAAGAUGGUGGAAAAUACACAUGUAAUGGCGCAACAAAAUUAAGGCAAAAGACAUGGCUGUAAACGCGACGUUAAAUCAUGAAAUGCAACGUUACCCGAGCAAAAACAAUGCGUGUUUUAGCCAGGUUACUCUUCAUAACGAUUUCCUUGACUGAGCCACACACAGAGAAGUUGCAGAUAUCUUUGCUUUUUGAAAAUGUCAUGUUUUGUUGUGUAGAAUGACAUGUUUGUGAACGUGAAGGCUAAUCCUUGAUAUCACUCGACAAAGAUUUCAUUGCAUAGUUUGCACUGUUUGGUUGUCUCAGCUUUUAUUGGUAGGAUCAAGACCACUUGCGUACUUCGAUAGUUUUCGCACUGUUUGCAUGUGUUUGGCAAAGUAGCCAUGUUGAUUUUGUGGCCCACCACUUUGUUUACUUCUGUUUAAAAGUCACAUUACUGAAUGCAACCUAUAUCAUGAUUAAUUUGGUGAUUUAAGGACUUUACCAUUGAACUAAAACAUCACUUAUUGCACAACUCCCUUGAGAAUGACCAAUUGUGAACAUAAUUUAUUGGACUGUCAAAAGAGAGCAUGUUCAGUUGUUUAUGUUACUCUGUAUUUGUUUAGUCAAACAGAUUAUUGGCAAAUUGCUGUAUGUAUUUCCAUCAAGAUUUAAUCUGCUCAACACUGUCACGCUACAGAUGACACGCUACAAAUUAGUGCUUCAGUAUGGUCAACUGGUAAAUGCUUUGUUUUUCAGGUAGAACCAGAGAAAGCACACAGAUGUAUAAGGAAAGACAAAAUCAAACAGCACUGAAACAUGAACGUCAUGCUCUGUCACAAGUGGGACACGUCCAAGUCGUCAUAGUGGUCGUUGGUCCGGAAUUUAACCGACAAAGGCUUUAAAUUAGUAUCUGGCUGUGGAAGCCAUUCUAUAUUAUGCAAGUCAAACGGUACUGAUGAUGCUGGAUUUUUUGUUGUUGUUUUUGGAAAUAACCAUGUGUUCAUGCUUUGAGCUACAAUUCAGUGGGAGAUACUUUGCUUGCUUGGUAAUCGCAAAAUAAUGUUCUGAAAAAAAAUUAAACAAUACGAAUGCAACUAUAUGCUAAAGUAGUUUUUCUACUUUCACCCCCAUUUAUAAUGUCCACAUUUUGUCUUCUGGACUCAAAGACAAUAAAUUGAUGCCUUAGAUGUUAGUCUUUAAUUGGUACACAUAAAAAAUGAGUACAAUAGGUCAUUUUUUAAGUAUUAAAAAAAAAGGGAAUAUCUUAAAAACUAAACAGCAGGUAGAGUUGUUGCACUUUUUAUGAGUCUUAUUUGUAUGUUUUAAAGGCUACAAUGGUCAACCUUAGUAAGAAAAGAUGUCACAGUAGAAGGUUAAACAUUUUACUUUGUAAGGUAAACCACAACUUGACCCGAAUCUGUAUGGAAGUAUUUUAGUCUCUAAUGCAGGCACUGCCCUGGACCCUGAUCAAAUGAAUCCCUCGAAAUAGUUUGAGCCUUGUGCGAAAGGAUUUGGUAAAGCCAGGGUUGGCUUGAUGUCAAGGUCCCAGCUUAUGUCAAUUCCACUACAGCUGCUUAGCAUCAUUAGCACGAUAAAAGAAUAACGUUUCACGUUAGCCUGUAAUUUCUUCAGAGCGGGGGUCUCACUUGUGGUUAAUAUAUAUAUUACACUACAAUCACACAUGGGGGAUCUUCUACUAUGGUGAAUCCUAAACAGCUGUGCUAACUCUUAACAAGUAAGUUUAGCCACCUCUAAACACUCUUAGCAUGCUUUGUGGCGCCUUUUUACAGAGAGUUGCUCAAAGUACAUGUUGAGUUAACAUAGAGUAGGAUUUAUCUACAUGUUGCAUUGUGAUAGUUAUGUUUUCCUCUUCUGACUAUGUUGAGUAAUUAUCUCCUGCUGUUCCUUAGUGGCUACUGUUGGCCCAAUCAAAGAGCAACUUAAAGGAAGCUGAAGUGUCUGACCAUCCUCUAGCAAUUUCAACAGUAUCAAAAUAUGAAUUUUACUCAAGGUCUCCAGUAGCUCAGGGUCACUAGCUGCUGGUAGAAGUAGUUGAAAAAUGUAGUCAUGUGGCUAAAAUGUGAUUCUGAAGUGAAUACAGUACUUUAUGCGCCCCAACCUCUCACCCAGACCUUACCUCCAGCAGCCCCCAGGGUAAAUUGAGUUUGAGACCCCUGCUCUUUAGUAAACGGAAAAGCACAUACUUCACUACACAAGUGCUUUAUAUGGAUACAUUGAUAGGAAUUGUUUUUCACAAUAUUUAUGCGCAUCUCUUUUGACACGAGUGUCCUUAAAAGUACUUGGAGACAGACCCUCAGAUCAGUUUGGUAGGCUGUUUGUGCAUAUUCCUAGUUAGUUGAAAACGUUGGUAUCUGAGGACCAGGAGUUGAAUGGGGUUGCACGUUAAAAAGCCUUUCCAAGGUUUGAGUUGUAUAGCAAUUAGGGAUGUAACAAUAAGUAAAUGUAUUUUCAUGUUUAUUGGGGCUUAAAUUAUCACAGUUAUCAUUAUCACAGUAUUCUUGAAUGUGCUCAAAAAAUAGUAAUAUACACAUAAAAUAUUUAGAUUUUUUUAAAUGGCUAAAAGAAAAAGACCCACUGUUAGAAAGCCCACAAUUUGUAAUGUUAUUGUUUCUUAUAUUUCACUGAUAACUGUUUUAGUGGGCGUUUUCGUGUCCUAUUCUGGUUACUGGACCUUGAACGCAACGUAAAAACAUCUCAAUGUCAUAUUCCUUUUGAGUAAAUUCCAAUCACUCGAAGAGCACAGCUUUUAGCCUUAAAGUGCACAAUUGAAUAGCUUAGUUGCUCAGACAGUUUUGUGUUUUUACAAAUUUAGAUUGGAGUAUGUAAUAUUUUAAUCAGGAACGACAUAAAUGUCGCUAAUUCAUGUUAGCUUUAAAGCUAGUGCCAGUUCGUCUGUACGUUUAUCAAAGUGCGGCUAUCAAAAUUUAAAGCGAUAAUACUAACCGUUGAGAGUUUUACCACAGUUAGCAAUAAUACUGUUUAUUGUUACAUCCCUAAUAGCAAUGAAAUAUUGUAAUGCUAAACUAGACUGCAGAUGUUUUCUUUCUGUUAAACAAGAGUUUGACUUUCUGCGCGAACGACUUUUUUGGAAUCUUUUUGAUUUUUAAUUACUUUUGCCAUCUUGGGGGAUUGAGGCUACAUGAAAAUAAUGAAAUAGAAGUAGAAAAACCAACUACAUUUGAAGAAAUAAUUUUUUUUGCACUUGGAUACUCUUUUUUUAUACAUCCUGCCGAUAACGGUCCGUCCGCAUAAUAGCCGUUUUUCUUGUUACCAUCGAUGCUAACUAUUUUGUUUGGUGUCGUAUGUUUCUGACAUAGAGGGCGAUAAACCAGCAUCCUGUCCAGGAAGGAGCACAUGAAUGUGGAUGUGAUUGAAAUGUGAAUUCAAGAUGUUUUUUGUUGUUGUUUUUUUUUUAUCAAUGUUUUGUUUUUUUUAAUGUUAUGAUUUGCAAUUCAUUGUUUAUUCAUUGUAAAGCAUUAACGACUUCGAUGUCCAAUUCCACGAUGCUUGAUCUGGCCGCUGACACGUUUUGAAUUAGCCGUUACACGCUAAAGCAUCACUGCUUUCCCAUGCAUCUCAAUGAAGGGUAUUGUUUACAACAAUAUAUUUUGGAAAUGCCUGUCUUUUUCUUGUUUUGUUGACCUCUCACAUGAAUAUAUAUUGGUACAAGACUUUGUCCAUGUGUUUUACACAUUUGUGCUGCUUACAGAAAUGAUUGCCUUUCUUGUAUUUAACAAAAUGGAAACUCGAAUGGCGCCAAUGUUAGUGUAUGUACACACGAUGACUCGUGUUGUCUUUGGAGAGCAACACAAAUUGGCAAUUUAACUAUAGUUCAGUUCAAAAUAGCAUUAGGAGUGAUUAGGACACACACUAGUUCAAAGCAGUUAACAUUGGCUGUCAACUUUUGAAAGUAGAUGGCCUUUUGUAUUUUUUAUUUUUUUUAAUCAGCAGUGAUUUAUUGCACAUUUUGGAUACAGUUUUAAGAGUUUUGUAUCUGCCUAUUAUAAAUUAUAAAUAAAAAAAACUAUAUUCAAAAAAGUA